AUGUCCAAUCCCAUAUCCCGGACCAUCCUAACCUUCCAACACAAUGCGAAGCUCUACACGUUCACCACCUCUGUCCUGGCCGUGGCGCCCUUCGCCUCCCUCGCCGAAGCAAACCGCCAACUCUUCAAGACUGCCACGGACGAUGACUCGGUCGUCGUGACGAAAGAAACCAUCUUCCACCCCCAAGGCGGUGGCCAACCUUCAGACGUCGGCACCAUGUGCUCCUCCAACCCCAGCCCCGGCGACACGGCCUUCAAUGUAUCCGCCGUACGCAUGGACGCCGUCAACGACGGCCAAGUCCUCCAUCUCGGCCGUUUUGCAGAUGCAGCUCAAAGGUUCACACCGGGCGAAACCGUCACGCAGGCCGUGGACGUCAACACCCGCCUGCUCUACUCCCGCCUGCACACGGCAGGGCACGUCCUCGGGGCCGCCGUCCGACAUUUACUCGAGGCCCAGAUCCCGGGCUUUGACGAGCUUAAGGCCUCGCACUUCCCUGACUCUGCGGCCUGUGAGUUUCGUGGCCUCAUUGACGGCAAGCACAAGGAAUCCAUCCAGGCAAAAGUCGACGCCUACGUGACUCGGGCCAUGCCAGUCGAAAUCGAUUGGUGGACAGAAGAUGAUUUUCGGGCUAAUGGGCUCGAAAGGCUUAUUCCGAGCCCCGAAAACGGCGGCUUCGGUGUAAGGUUGCCGGCAGGAGAGAAGUAUCGCGUCGUCAAGAUCGUGGGAGCGGAGGUGCAUCCCUGUGGUGGGACACAUGUGGAGAGCACGGAUUUGUGUGGGAAGGUGGGCGUGAGGAAGAUUAGUAGGAAUAGGGGGACAAGUCGGGUUUCGUAUAGUCUAUCCUGA
This is a messenger RNA of Rhinocladiella mackenziei CBS 650.93, 846 nucleotides long. RefSeq lists its product as uncharacterized. The record is from RefSeq and is a predicted model, not a curated record. The transcript has a single exon. The coding region runs from base 1 to 846 and encodes 281 amino acids. Gene Ontology annotation, molecular function: Ser-tRNA(Ala) deacylase activity; ATP binding; aminoacyl-tRNA ligase activity. Lineage: Eukaryota; Fungi; Ascomycota; Eurotiomycetes; Chaetothyriales; Herpotrichiellaceae. Gene Ontology annotation, biological process: tRNA aminoacylation; regulation of translational fidelity.